Eimeria maxima is the source of this 753-nucleotide messenger RNA. RefSeq lists its product as hypothetical. The transcript has 2 exons. NCBI's taxonomy places the organism in Eukaryota, Apicomplexa, Conoidasida, Eucoccidiorida, Eimeriidae. Bases 1 to 753 code for a protein of 250 amino acids. The record is from RefSeq and is a predicted model, not a curated record.
AUGGGACCAGUAAGUGUUGAAAAUGCUGCUGUUGCUGCACCUUCUUCUUAUUUAAGUAGCGAAAUGGAUCCUUUGCAGCAGCAGCAGCUGCAGCAGCAGCAGCAGCAGCAGCAGCAGCAGGCUCCGUCAUCUGUUUGGGCUCCUCCUUCGGGGUCAUCGUCUCGCUGCGACUCAACAGCAGCAACAGUAACAUCAUCAUUAUCUGUAGCAAAACCAACAGUAGCAGCAACAGCAACUGCAGCAACAGCAACUGCAGCAGCAGCAGCAGCAGCAGAAACUGCAGCAGCAGCAGCAGCAGGAAAAGGAACAUUAUCUGCAGAGAUAUCUUCUACCCCAACAUCUGCAAAUACAUCUCGAGGUACCUCCCUAUCCGCACCAACAACAACAGCAGCAGCAGCAGCAGCAGGAGCAGCAGGAGCAACAGGAGCAACAGGAGCAGCAGGAGCAGCAGGAGCAGAAAGGAAAGAAUUUCCAUCAUCAACAUUAGCAGCAAUGGCAGCAGCAGCAGCAGCAGCAAAUAAGAGAGGAGGAGGUAAUUGGCCAUUACUUCCUCCUCCUGAGCAAGUUGGUACUUAUUGGACUGGACCCAACGAAGAACAGGGAGAAGAGGGGGGAGAAACACUGCAGCAGCAGCACCAGCAGCAGCAGCAGCAGCAGCAGCAGCAGCAGCAGCAGGAGGGAGAGGGAGAGGGAACAAAGAUAGAAGAAUUAGAAGAAUUAAUACAGGCACAAGAUAUUAAAAAAAAUAAUUAA